Messenger RNA from Dipodomys spectabilis (banner-tailed kangaroo rat), 1155 nucleotides. RefSeq names its product modulator of VRAC current 1 (gene Mlc1). NCBI's taxonomy places the organism in Eukaryota, Metazoa, Chordata, Mammalia, Rodentia, Heteromyidae. Gene Ontology annotation, cellular component: cytoplasmic vesicle; endoplasmic reticulum; plasma membrane. The record is from RefSeq and is a predicted model, not a curated record. The transcript is spliced from 11 exons. Gene Ontology annotation, biological process: regulation of response to osmotic stress. Bases 1 to 1155 code for a protein of 384 amino acids.
AUGGCGCGGGAGGGGCAGCUGCGAGAGGAGCUGGGCUAUGACCGGAUGCCCACCCUGGAGCGAGGGCGGGCUGACCCGGGCCGGCUGACCCAGGGUGCCGGCUACACCACUGACACGAAACCCAAGGACCUUCAGCUGUCCAAGAGGCUGCCCUCAUGCUUCAGCUACAAGACAUGGGUCUUCUCCGUGCUGAUGGGGAGCUGCCUUCUUGUGACCUGUGGGUUUUCGCUCUACUUGGGGAACGUGUUUCCCUCAGAGAUGGAUUACCUGCGCUGUGCAGCCGGCUCGUGCAUUCCCUCAGCCAUUGUAGGCUUUGCUGUUUCCAGGAAAAAUGUCAAUUCGAUCCCCAACUUUCAGAUAUUGUUUGUUUCCACGUUUGCUGUUACCACGACAUGCUUAAUCUGGUUUGGGUGCAAACUGGUCCUUAAUCCAUCAGCAAUAAACAUCAAUUUCAACCUCAUUCUUCUACUCCUGCUGGAGCUUCUCAUGGCGGCCACAGUGAUCAUCUCUGCGCGAUCCAGCGAGGAUCCCUGCAGGAAGAAGAAAGGGGCUUCUAUCGCUGAAGGCACCAACAUCCUGGAUGAAGUGAUAUUUCCUGCCAGGAUCCUGAAAUCCUACUCAGUGGUGGAGGUCAUGGCUGGUGUCUCUGCUGUCCUGGGUGGUGUCAUCGCUCUGAAUGUGGAUGACGCUGUCUCAGGCCCACACCUCUCUGUGACAUUCUUUUGGAUCUUAGUGGCAUGUUUUCCAAGUGCCAUUGCCAGUCACGUGACAGCAGAGUGUCCCAGCAAGUGCCUGGUGGAGGCGCUGAUCGCCAUCAGCAGCCUCACAUCUCCACUGCUGUUCACGGCCUCAGGGUACCUGUCCUUCAGUGUGAUGAGAAUCGUGGAGAUCUUUAAAGAUUACCCACCAGCCAUCAAGGCCUACGACCUGCUCCUGUUGCUGCUGUUGCUGGUCCUGCUGCUUCAAGGAGGUCUCAACACUGGCACGGCCAUCCAGUGCGUGAGUUUCAAGGUUAGCGCAAGGAUGCAGGGUACAUCCUGGGAGGCACAGACCAGCCUGCAGGACCGGCCAGCAGGAGAGGUGGCCAGGAGCCCCCUGAAGGAGUUCGACAAGGAGAAAGCCUGGAGAGCCGUUGUCGUACAAAUGGCCCAGUGA